AUGGUCGAUCUAAGUGAACAAGUCGUUUGGAAGCGUAUGUGGCAAGAAUCCACCUGCUGUAUGUACCGGGUGGCCCAGUGUCGCAGCGGGAAUUCAAACCUCAAGACUCUGCUGUCCAUUGGAGGCUGGAACUUUGGCACCCAGAAAUUCACCGCGAUGGUCGCCUCAUCAGGAACUCGGCAAAUCUUCAUCAAGUCAGUCAUCGCCUUCCUGAGAGGGUACGGCUUUGACGGUCUGGACAUCGACUGGGAAUAUCCUGGAUCUCGAGGAAGUCCUCCCGUUGACAAGCAUCUCUACACUGUCCUGGCUCAGGAGCUGAUGGCUGCCUUCGAGGCCGAAGGGAAAAGCGCAGGAAAGCCACGACUGCUGCUCUCGGCUGCCGUUGCUGGUGGGAUGAGCAACAUCGAUACUGGCUACGAGGUUCCUCAGCUCAGCCAGUGA
Molecule: messenger RNA, 441 nt
Organism: Leucoraja erinaceus (little skate)
Lineage: Eukaryota; Metazoa; Chordata; Chondrichthyes; Rajiformes; Rajidae
Product: acidic mammalian chitinase-like
Exons: 4
Coding region: 1-441 (146 amino acids)
Biological process (GO): chitin catabolic process; carbohydrate metabolic process
Cellular component (GO): extracellular region
Molecular function (GO): chitinase activity; chitin binding
Source: RefSeq, a predicted model, not a curated record